AAAUAGGAUAGGGUUACAUACAUGUUUUAGUUAAAAGGACAAAAUUGUUAUUUCAAAGCCUCACUUAACAGAGAUUGACUGUAGGUAGUGUGACCGUAAUUUAAUAUUAUGCAGGGGUGUCUCUCUAAUAGUGGAUUCUGAGGGAAGGUGCUGCUGCUGUAAAUUUUCCUUUUAAUACUCUUACCUGGAAAAAGGAAACAAAAUCUCUAUAAACUCAAAACUGUUCUAUAGUUAGCAACCCAUUAACCCAACCAUGGCUUCAGCCCCAGUGGUAGUUCCUUUCUCAGUACUUUUCUUUACUCUUUCUCUCUUUUUCUGUGAUGUUUCUGCAUCAGUUCUGAAGGGCAAUGGAGAUCUGAUUCAACAAACGUGUAAGAAGACAGACAACUACACACUUUGUAUGUCUCUGCUUCAAUCUGAUCCUCACACUGAAUUGAAGUCCAAUCUCAAUGGCCUUCUUAACAUUUUCAUCGACAUUUCGAUCAAGAAGGCAACUAGUAACAAAUUGUACAUCGACAGACUACUUAAGGCGGCGAAAGAUGAAGAAUCCAAGCAAUGUCUUGAUCAAUGCAAGAUCAGCUAUGUGCAUGGUCCUUUCUGCAAUUUGAAAAUGUAUAGCAGAAAUGAAGAUUAUGAACAGUUGUGUCGCUUUAGUUUGAAGGUUGUGGAUCUCAUUGAUCCAAAUCAUAAGUCUCCUUUGGUUUAAUGAUGAAGAGCUAUAUGUAAUGAAGAUUAUGGAUAAAUAAAGUUUCUGUUCACUCCUCUGAAUA
Molecule: messenger RNA, 770 nt
Organism: Macadamia integrifolia
Lineage: Eukaryota; Viridiplantae; Streptophyta; Magnoliopsida; Proteales; Proteaceae
Product: cell wall / vacuolar inhibitor of fructosidase 2-like
Exons: 2
Coding region: 254-706 (150 amino acids)
Molecular function (GO): enzyme inhibitor activity
Source: RefSeq, a predicted model, not a curated record